CUCUGGAGCUGGAAGCCGGGUGCGUCGCUCCUCUGUCAGCUUGAACGGCUCUGGGCUUCUGUGACACGGAACAGAACAUCAUUCCACCUCUUCUUCUCGUUGUAUUCAGCUUCGUGGACCUUUAAAUUAAUCCAGGCUUUAAGAUGUCUCAGAAGAUCAAGGCCGGCUCUGUGGUGGAGAUGCAGGGAGACGAAAUGACUCGAGUCAUCUGGGAGCUCAUUAAGGAAAAACUCAUCUUCCCAUACCUGGAGAUGGACCUACACAGCUAUGACCUCGGUAUGGAGAACCGUGACGCCACAGAUGACAAGGUGACAGUUGAAGCGGCAGAGGCAGUCCAGCGUUACAAUGUGGGUGUAAAGUGCGCCACCAUCACACCAGAUGAGAAGCGAGUGGAGGAGUUCAAUCUCAAGCAGAUGUGGCGUUCGCCUAACGGAACCAUUCGAAACAUCCUAGGAGGAACUGUGUUCAGAGAGGCCAUCAUCUGCAAGAACAUCCCCCGUCUGGUGCCUGGCUGGAUCAAACCUAUCAUCAUCGGCAGGCACGCCCACGGAGACCAGUACAAAGCCACAGACUUUGUGGUGCCUGGGCCCGGGAAGGUGGAGAUGACCUACACGCCCAAAGGAGGGGAGCCAAUUAAAUAUACCAUCUUUGAAUUUCAGGGUACAGGUGGUGUUGCCAUGGGGAUGUACAACACAGAUAAGUCUAUCACUGACUUUGCACACAGCUCCUUCCAGAUGGCUCUGUCCAAGAGCUGGCCGCUGUACCUCAGCACCAAGAACACUAUCCUGAAGAAGUACGAUGGGCGCUUUAAGGACAUCUUCCAGGAGAUCUACGAGAAGGAGUACCGCGCUCAGUUUGAAGCUAAAGGUAUCUGGUAUGAACACCGCCUGAUAGAUGACAUGGUGGCUCAGGCAAUGAAGUCUGAAGGUGGUUUCAUCUGGGCCUGCAAGAACUACGAUGGAGAUGUUCAGUCGGACUCUGUGGCACAAGGUUACGGCUCUCUGGGCAUGAUGACCAGCGUUCUUAUUUGUCCUGAUGGUCGUACGGUGGAGUCUGAAGCCGCACACGGCACAGUGACACGCCACUACAGACAACACCAGCAGGGGAAAGAGACCUCCACCAAUCCUAUCGCCUCCAUCUUUGCAUGGACAAGAGGUCUGCUGCACCGAGCGAAGCUAGACAGCAACACAGAGCUUCGAGUGUUCGCUGAGUGUCUGGAGGCUGUUUGCAUCGAGACCAUCGAGGCCGGUUUCAUGACCAAGGAUUUGGCUAUCUGCAUCAAAGGACUGCCAAAUGUGACACGUGCAGACUACUUGAACACCUUUGAGUUUUUGGACAAACUGGCAGAGAACCUGAAGAUGAAGCUCGCCAACCAGCCCAAACUGUGAUCUCUGCUUUCAUCUUUAACAGAUAAAAAAUCACGGAAACACAUUUUUAACAUGCACACAUAAAUCCACACAGAAUCAUUGCUGGAGCCCGGAGGAAAGACCCCUAAACUCCAGGAGACUGAAGCCGAGUCUGAGGGUCUGAGCAUGUCUGGUGCCUUUUUUGGACGGAGGAAAAACGGAGGCCAUCUUUGUUAAUGUUUCACUAAAACACCGGAUGGCUCAGUCGUCUUGUUUACCCUGAUUGCACUUGGUCCCCUGCAAUGAGUUCUAGUGUCGUCAGUGUUUGUUGGUGAUCUUUGCUCGACGGGGGACAGAAUCUGUCUUGAGGGAUCUUUCAGACCCUCACUGCCUUAUUCCUUUUUAUGUCACAGUCCUACAUUAAUCCUCGUCUCUUUCUUUGUCUUGUGAAGUUUUAAUGAUACCUCAGGCAACAUUUAAUCUUUUAAUCUCACAAUCUGUACUUCACUAAGGAAAUGUAACUAUAAUGCAACAUAGAACACUGAAAACAUAGACUAAUUAUGUCAUUUACAGCACAGAAUCACUAAAACAUGGUCUGCUAAUGUCAUCAGUAGUGAUAGAUUAGAAAAAAUGGACUGAAAAUGUCAUUUAUGCUAAAAAAAAUCACUCAAACAAUAACUGAUCAUGUCAUUUACAGCUUUAAAGAAAUGGUUCUGACAAAAAACACUGCUUUUAGAUUCUCAUACUAACAUUUGUAAUCAUAGUUGUUGAAUAGUUGUAUUUAUUUGUCCUCCUUUUUGUGUGUACUGUGGUCGAGUUAACAUUCAGCUCAUUAGUCGUAUCCUGCCAAAAAGUCAAACAGAUGUUGGUCUGUAAACAUGCAUGUUAAUUCUUGAUACGUAACUCAUAAUAAAUGAGUUUUUGAAGAAA
Messenger RNA from Cheilinus undulatus (humphead wrasse), 2276 nucleotides. RefSeq names its product isocitrate dehydrogenase (NADP(+)) 1 (gene idh1). Gene Ontology annotation, biological process: isocitrate metabolic process. NCBI's taxonomy places the organism in Eukaryota, Metazoa, Chordata, Actinopteri, Labriformes, Labridae. Bases 144 to 1388 code for a protein of 414 amino acids. Gene Ontology annotation, molecular function: magnesium ion binding; NAD binding; isocitrate dehydrogenase (NADP+) activity. The transcript has 9 exons. The record is from RefSeq and is a predicted model, not a curated record. Gene Ontology annotation, cellular component: cytosol; peroxisome; mitochondrion.